Lodderomyces parapsilosis is the source of this 702-nucleotide messenger RNA. RefSeq names its product protein-S-isoprenylcysteine carboxyl O-methyltransferase. Gene Ontology annotation, biological process: C-terminal protein methylation. Lineage: Eukaryota; Fungi; Ascomycota; Pichiomycetes; Serinales; Debaryomycetaceae. Gene Ontology annotation, cellular component: membrane; endoplasmic reticulum. Bases 1 to 702 code for a protein of 233 amino acids. The record is from RefSeq and is a predicted model, not a curated record. The transcript has a single exon. Gene Ontology annotation, molecular function: protein C-terminal S-isoprenylcysteine carboxyl O-methyltransferase activity.
AUGAAUCAACCACAUAGAACCCUUGAGGCGAUGCUAGAUGAUGAUUCACCAUAUGCUAGAUAUGACCCAGCAAAAAACAGCUUGGUAAAAAUUUCAUCAAAGUCGUUUCUAUUAGGCGUUGUGUUUACUGGUGCAUUGAUUGGCGAAUUGACACACCCGAGGUUGAUACCACUAUGUUUAUACCUACAGUUCCUUUGCAUAUUCCAUAGCCUUGAGUUUGGAAUGACAUACUUGUAUAACAAUAGCCAGACCGAUGACGAUUCGUUUAUUUUGGAGGAUAGAGAGUUUCACUUGAUUACGGUGAUUUCAAUUGUAGAGUACCUUGUUUCCCCAUUCCAUCUCCACGUUGUACCUAUUGGAUUGUUACUAGCUCUACUGGGUCAGUUGGUGAGGACCCUCAGUAUGGGCACAGCACAGGAAUCAUUCAAUCAUUAUAUUCAAAAGUCGGGAAAGGAAACCCACACGCUUGUCACGCAAGGGGUGUACAAGUACAUUCGUCACCCAAGUUAUUUUGGCUUUUUCAUUUGGUUUGUGGGGCUCGAGCUACUAUUAGGAAAUAUCUUGAUUCUUGUUGUAGGAGGUAUCAUCCUAUGGAGAUUCUUUCGUGAUAGAAUUCGUUACGAAGAAGAAUACCUCAUCAAGAUGUUUGGUGCCGAUUACCAGUCCUAUAGAGCAAACACUAAAACCUGGUUGUAUAUAUAA